Messenger RNA from Entelurus aequoreus (snake pipefish), 5591 nucleotides. RefSeq names its product coproporphyrinogen oxidase (gene cpox). Gene Ontology annotation, cellular component: mitochondrial intermembrane space; cytoplasm. Bases 154 to 1470 code for a protein of 438 amino acids. NCBI's taxonomy places the organism in Eukaryota, Metazoa, Chordata, Actinopteri, Syngnathiformes, Syngnathidae. The transcript is spliced from 7 exons. The record is from RefSeq and is a predicted model, not a curated record. Gene Ontology annotation, molecular function: coproporphyrinogen oxidase activity.
AGGCACACACGCGGAAAUGCACUCCACGGCUGCUAUCAGCAAGUUCUGUUCAGAUAAUGUUUGGCUAGUUUGUUCGCGCUCUUUUAGGAGCAACAAGCCGCCAGACUAGUGGGUGUAUAUAUAUAUAUAUAUUUAUAUAUAAAACAGUUAAAAAUGGCCUCUAUGGCAUUUUGUUGUGUCAAAAGUACAGCGCAAGCGACGUCGAGGCGAGGUUUCAGUCCAAAUGUCAAGUGCCUUUCAAGAGUCGCCAGACAGUCGCCAUGUUCACUACCGGGGACCAGGACUACCGGGGCUCGGUGUAUGUCCCACGGGGCCGCCGCGGGUGGGAGCAGGAGGGGAGCGUUGGCGCUGAGCGGCGCCGCUGUGGUCACCGCGGCCAUAGCGGGCUUGUUGGCCAACAACCGCCGCCACUUCCGGCAGGCUGACAUGGCCACUUUGGUACCGAAAGCCGCGGAGGAGACGGGCCAAGAGGGGGACAUCUUGACCAGGUGCCGGGGAUUCAUGUCUCCGCCGGUCACCGACGUCGCCGUGUUGCAGGGGAGAAAAGACGACAUGUGCACCAGGAUGGAGAUGCUCAUCAUGGAGACACAGGCCGACUUCUGCAAAGCCUUGCAAGAAGUGGACGGUGGGACCUUCCAAGUGGACCGCUGGGAAAGGAAAGAAGGUGGAGGUGGGAUCAGUUGUGUGAUGCAGGAUGGAGAAGUCUUUGAGAAGGCUGGAGUCAACGUUUCUGUGGUGUUUGGACACUUGACGGAAGAAGCUGCCCGGCAGAUGAGGAGCAGAGGGAAGGUCCUCAAAGGGAAAGAUGGCAAGCUGCCAUUUUGUGCCAUGGGUGUGAGCUCCGUCAUCCACCCCAAGAACCCCCACAUUCCCACCGUGCAUUUCAACUACCGAUACUUUGAGAUCGAAGAGGAAGACGGGUCCAAACAAUGGUGGUUUGGUGGCGGCACAGACCUGACUCCCAUUUACCUGGAUGAAGACGACGCCUUCCACUUCCACAACACCCUGAAGCAAGCCUGCGACAAACAUCACCCUCACUUCUACCCCGACUUCAAGAAAUGGUGCGACAGGUACUUCUACAUCCGCCACCGAGGAGAAACUCGGGGCAUCGGCGGCAUCUUCUUCGACGACCUGGACGCGCCCAAUCAGGAGGCGGCGUUCAGCUUUGUGAAAAGCUGCGCUGGCACGGUGGUGCCGUGUUUCCUCCCCAUCGUGCACAAACACCUCAGCCAGCCUUUCAGCGAGCAGGAGAAGGCCUGGCAGCAGGUGCGACGAGGAAGGUACGUGGAGUUCAACCUGGUCUACGACAGGGGGGUCAAGUUCGGCUUGGCCACGCCCGGAUCCAGGAUCGAGAGCAUCCUCAUGUCGCUGCCCCUCACCGCCAGGUGGGAGUACAUGCACGAGCCCGACUCUGGCACCCCAGAGGCCAACAUGCUGGAGGUGUUGCGAAACCCCAAGGAGUGGGUGUGACCUUUAAUACUAAGCACCUUGUUUGCCUUUUGGAUCGUUGAGCGGGUUAAAUGUCGGCCUUACCUUCAACAAACACUGGACAUGUUUAACUAGCACAACUAGUAGGAAAAAGGCUCUUCAAUAAAAGCCUUUAGAGCUGCAUUUGUUGUAACCUGGAUGCUAGGCUAACACGCCCUUAGAAUGUGCUGCCAAAGUAAAAGUAAUGUGCUCAUGACAAGAUAUUUCACUGCUCCCUUUGGAACUACAAGUGUAGAAUGCCUCAUUACACAAUUAUUUAUUAUGUAUGUUUUUACAGUCACAGAAAAUAAAUUCAUUUUACGGGGAAAACACAUUCAGUUUACAAGUUACCGUAAAAUCUACAAUGUUUUUUCACAACAUAUCCUGUAAAUGCAAACCAGUUUUUAUGGUUACUAAGAAAAACUAUUGUUUUUAUGGCAUAAUUCCGGCAACUGAGCUCACAGUUUUGAUGUAUAACUUGCCUUAAAGUCAUGAAACAAAAUGUUUAGAUUGUACCGUAUUUUUCGCAGUAUAAGUCGCACCGGCCGAAAAUGCAUAAUAAAGAAGGGAAAAAACAUAUAUAAGUCGCACUGGAGUAUAAGUCGCAUUUUUUGGGGAAAUGUAUUUGAUAAAAGCCAACACCAAGAAUAGACAUUUGAAAGGUAAUUUAAUAUAAAGAAUAGUAAACAACAGGCUGAAUAAGUGUACGUUAUAUGAGGCAUGAAUAACCAACUGAGAAGGUGCCUGGUAUGUUAAUGUAACAUAUUAUGGUAAGAGUCAUUCAAAUAACUAUAACAUAUAGAACAUGCUAUACGUUUACCAAACAAUCUGUCACUCCUAAUCGCUAAAUCCCAUGAAAUCUUAUACGUCUAGUCUCUUACGGGAAUGAGAUCAAUAAUAUUAUUUGAUAUUUUACGCUAAUGUGUUAAUCAUUUCACACAUAAGUCACUCCUGAGUAUAAGUCACACCCCUGGGUAUGACUAUGAAAAAAACUGCGACUUAUAGUCCGAAAAAUACGGUAGAUUUUACAGGAAAAACACAUUGUUUCCAAAAAGUUACCAUAAAAUCUACAAUGUUUUUUUACAACAUAUCCUGUAAAUGGAAACCACUGUUUUUAUGGUUACUAAAAAAAAAUUUUUUAUGGCAUAAUUCUGGCAACUGAGCUCCCAGUUUUGAUGUAUAACUUGCUUUAAAAUCAUGAAACAUAAUGUUUAGAAUGUAUGCUAAUAUAUUUGUUGCAAUAUUGGUUCAGUUAAUAUUAGGGAUGUACGAUAAUGGCUUUUUGCCGAUAUCCAAUAUUCCGAUAUUGUCCAACUCCUAAUUACCGAUAUCAACCAAUAAAUACCGAUACAUACUUUCGUGGAAUUAACACAUUAUGCCAAAUUUGGACAACCAGGUAUGGUGAAGAUAAGGUCCUUUUUAAAAAAAUUAUAAAAUAAGAAAUAAAUUAAAAAUUUUCUUGAAUAAAAAAGAAAGUAAAACAAUAUAAAAACAGUUACAUAGAAACUAGUAAUGAAUGAAAAUGAGUAAAAUUAACUGUUAAAGGUUAGUACUAUUAGUGGAGCAGCAGCACGCACAAUCAUGUGUGCUUACGGACUGUAUCCCUUGCAGACUGUAUUGAUAUAUAAUGUAGGAACCAGAAUAUUAAUAACAGAAAGAAACAACCCUUUUGUGUGAAUGAGUGUGAAUGGGGGAGGGAGGUUUUUUGAGUUGGUGCACUAAUUAUAAGUGUAUCUAGUGUUUUUUAUGUUGAUUUAGUAUUAAAAUAAAAUAAACGAUACCGAUAAUUUCCGAUAUUACAUUUUAAAGCAUUUAUCGGCCGAUAAUAAUAGUCUGAUAUUAUCAGACAUCCCUAGUUAAUAUGUAAUUGUAUGCAGCAAUGUCAUGUAAUUUUAUCCGUCAAAAUGGAGAAUUUCAUACAUUUAGUAAGUGACUUCCAUUGAAAAUAUUAAUUCCAAAAACUGUAAAGCAUGAUCAUGAAAAAGAUCAAUAAGUUUACAUCACAUAUUAGUUUCACAUUUGACCUUGAAUUCCUGAAAUGAGAUGUUUACAGCAGUUUCCCCUGCAGGAAGUAGUCAUGACAUCAUCAGACAUUUAGCAGGUUUUAUUACAAACACAUUCAAGCUGCAUAUUAAUAAGGAAUUAUUACAAGUUUCCUGUGCAUGUGUAAUAUAUACAUUGUGUCUUGGCUAAGGCAUUGUCAAACAUGUUCCCGGUGGAAAAAUGGCUGCCAACAACCCACUUCCUGUCGUGAGUGUUGAAGUUCAAAGGUCAACUCUCAAACACAAAACAAAACAGUGCUGUUGUGAAGUUAAAUAUGUUGGCAAUGUUUUACACAAAAGUACUACAGUUUGUAUGGCUUGUACUCACUGGCAUGUACACAUUUAUAUAUAUAUAUACUGACUAUGUAUUUAUAAAUAUUAGGGCUGGUAAUGUUUACAUGUGUGAUUAGACCCUACUUAGUGACACAUGACACUCCAGACCCUACUUAGUGACACAUGACACUCCAGACCCUACUUAGUGACACAUGACACUCCAGACCCUACUUAGUGACAAGUCAUUCCAAGACUAAUAUUUAAAUCUAGUCCACUAAGUGACACAUGACACUCCAGACCCUACUUAGUGACACAUGACACUCCAGACCCUACUUAGUGACACAUGACACUCCAGACCCUACUUAGUGACACAUGACACUCCAGACCCUACUUAGUGACACAUGACACUCCAGACCCUACUUAGUGACACAUGACACUCCAGACCCUACUUAGUGACACAUGACACUCCAGACCCUACUUAGUGACACAUGACACUCCAGACCCUACUUAGUCACACAUGACACUCCAGAUCCUACUUAGUGGGAAGUCAUUCCAAGACUAAGAAUUAAAUCUAGUCCACCACCAAAGUUUAGCUGACGUCACAAAACACGUUUAGGACAAUUUGCACCCGAACUUGAGAAGUGUAAAUAAUGUGAAUGACAUCAUCCACAUGUAAUAAUGUGAAUGACAUCAUCCACAUGUAAUAAUGUGAAUGACAUCAUCCACAUGUACUAAUGUGAAUGACAUCAUCCACAUGUAAUAAUGUGAAUGACAUCAUCCACAUGUAAUAAUGUGAAUGACAUCAUCCACAUGUAAUAAUGUGAAUGACAUCAUCCACAUGUAAUAAUGUGAAUGACAUCAUCCACAUGUAAUAAUGUGAAUGACAUCAUCCACAUGUAAUAAUGUGAAUGACAUGUUGCUCUGGAUGUGUUUACAUGUUGCAUUUUAAUUCCAGUCAGGCUUUGAAUGAGAUGAAUGAUUGCUCCUCUCACACAGCUGACUGCUAGGUACAAACAAGGAACGAUGUCAUCUGAAAAGGUGAAUAAUCUUGUUUGAAUGUCAACUUGUUUACUUUCUGUUCCUUGUUUGCUAGAUUGUUGCUAAAUGUGCAUUCAUUCUUACUCUAAGCAAAUCAAUGACUUGCAUUUUAGUCAAACGUUUCAAAAUGACAACAAUGACACGCGUGUCUAAAUGUUGCCGUCUUUUCUUAGUGAUGCCAGCCCUAAUAUAUGUAAAUACACACCACUCCUACUUGUGUGACACUUUCAGAAAAGCAAUUUAAAUGAAAUUAAUUUCUUCAGCAAAUGUAAAGUAUUUUUCUAUUUUAUGACAUUCAAGUCAAUUCCUUCAAAAUUCUCCUUUCAAAGUAAAAGAAGACAAAAGUGUGUGAGUUCCAUGUAAAAGUGCUGUGACGUUAGUGAAGAGUAAACACACACACACACAUGCUUAAAGUCUUCCUAUUGCCUUUUGUCCCAUUGUCCUUCCACACAGCAAGUAUUGCGUCACCUCUGUGGCGUGGGAACUUUUUCACAGUUGAAGACGAGAAGUUAGAAAAAAAGACAAAAGAUUGACCUGAAACUGCUGCUGCUGCACAACAACUUUUAUCCUGACGCACGCAUUCAUUACACUUCUCUUGCAGCUGGAAAUGACAAGGACAUUUAUAUUAUAUUAUAUUAUAGCUGCUUCAAUAACUUGCAGCACUUUUUCCACCUUUAGAAGUAUCAUGGGAGGUGCAGCAGCUUGAGUAAAAUCAAGAAGUAAGUGCUGUUCAAAUGUGUACUUAAAUUCUACAACAUUCUAAUCAUGUAA